Molecule: messenger RNA, 3669 nt
Organism: Durio zibethinus
Lineage: Eukaryota; Viridiplantae; Streptophyta; Magnoliopsida; Malvales; Malvaceae
Source: RefSeq, a predicted model, not a curated record
GGAUUUAAUAACUUAUUGAACAAAAAAAAAAAGAGUGCGAGAAAUCAAUUUUUAGUAGUAAUUGCAUAAAAACGCGCCGUUUCAUAGUAAACCCUGGUUACACUCCUUAAUCCCUAGCACUUCUCCUCUGUUCUUUACACCAGCAAAAGCUGCAAAACCCCUGGGGGCAAGACUUUAACCAGCUCGAACUAAAAGUCUACAAACUCCCAAUCAACUAGCUUAAUCCCAGGUGAGUCCUCUCUCUUCAAUUACCUAUUUCUAUUGUUCACAACGAAACUGUAUCGAUCAAUGAACAUUUCCUUUCCCGAUAGACAGCUAUCAUGCAACUGGGUAUUUUCAGCUUAAUGGGUAUUUCUCAACGCGAGAGCUCAACGUUUUCCGAGCUUUCCCUGUUUGGAUAUCCCAAUCUGCUUGUGCAUUUCUUGGAUUUGUUGGGUAUUUUGAAGAUUCAAAAAUAAUGGGGUUGUCCCAUUGCUUACUUGGUGCUAAAAAUGAACUCUAUAGCUCUAUUGGGUACAAGAAUUGUUUAUAAAUCUUGUUAUAUUAUUGUUUUAUCGAGAAAAUUAUGUAAUGGUAGUUUUGAUAGGGAUAAAAUUGUUAGUGAGUUAUAUUAUUUGGAGGAACCCUUGAAGAGAAUGUGGAAGGGUUCCAGUUUUGACUCUGUUUUCGAUGAAAAUCACGAUGAUUUUGGGGGUUAUGGAAGCGGCCCUGAGGACCGUUUUUCAACGAGGCAAGGGUUUUUCGACAGUGGAAGGGAUGAUGCUAGGAAAAUUCUUGAGAUUUUACAACAAGAUGGGCCGGAAUUUGAUGCAAAAGCUGCUCUUAGUGAAAUGCAGAUGAGGGUCUCCGGGUUUCUCGUGAGAGAAGUUCUUGUGGGAAUUUUGAAGAACAUAAAUUAUGCGAAUAAGUCCAGAUGUGCAAAACUAGGGUACAAGUUUUUCGUGUGGUCUGGUCAUCAAGAAACUUAUAGGCACACUGCAAACUCGUAUCAUUUGAUAAUGAAGGUAUUCGCAGAAUGUGAGGAAUACAAGGCAAUGUGGAGAGUAGUAGAUGAGAUGAUCGAGAAUGGCUUCCCAACAACAGCGAGGACGUUUAACAUUUUGAUAUGCACAUGUGGAGAGGCAGGCUUAGCUAGGAAAGUUGUGGAGAGGUUCAUCAAGUCAAAGACAUUCAAUUAUAGGCCGUUUAAGCAUUCAUACGAUGCCAUUCUGCAUACACUUCUUGCUGUGAACCAGUACAAGUUGAUUGAGUGGGUGUACCAGCAAAUGUUAGCUAAUGGUUUUGCCCCAGAUACUCUAACUUAUAAUAUUCUUUUGUGUGCAAAAUACAGAUUGGGGAAGUUAGAUCAAUUUCACAGAUUACUUGAUGAAAUGGGUAGAUGCGGAUUUUCCCCUGAUUUUUAUACAUAUAACAUCCUUCUGCAUGUUCUUGGCAAAGGGGAUAAACCACUUGCAGCACUUAAUCUAUUGAAUCACAUGAAAGAAGUGGGAUUAAACCCAGGUGUUCUUCAUUUCACAACAUUGAUGGAUGGCUUGAGUCAUGCUGGAAACCUGGAUGCUUGCAGGUACUUUUUUGAUGAAAUGAUAAAGAAUGGAUGCAUGCCAGAUGUGGUUUGCUACACCGUAAUCAUUACGGGAUUCAUUGUGGCCGGGGAGCUUGAUAAAGCUCAAGAAAUGUUUGAUGAGAUGAUUGCCAAUGGACAACUUCCAAAUGUAUUUACAUACAAUUCGAUGAUUCGUGGUUAUUGUAUGGCAGGAAAGUUUGAGGAGGCAUGCUUCAUGCUUGAAGAAAUGGAAGCUAGAGGAUGUAACCCAAAUUUUGUUGUGUACAGUACCCUAGUGAGUCAUUUGCGGAGUGCUGGAAGGCUUUCUGAAGCUCAUGAAGUAAUAAGAAAAAUGGUUGAGAAGGGGCAAUAUGUUCAUCUGCUCUCAAAAAUCAAGAGAUACAGAAGAUGCUAGGUAGUAGAUUGUAGGAUAUAAAUAUUGUUUAUUGUAACUUAAUUGCCAUUAUACUCGUUGGUUCAGCUAUGCCAGCACCGCGUACAUGCUGUUUGUGAUUGAUGUCAAGGGAGUAGAAAGGAAAUCUCUCCUAACAGGAGAUAAGCAGCGUUUUCUCUUCCCAAGAGUCAAAAGAAAGUGAGCUGUUGGCUGGUGAUGGUAGUGCCAUUGGUGGUGAGCUGGGCAGUGGUCACAUGAAGGUGACAAUGGCAGUAUUGCAGUGGAGCUUGAUUUUUCUGGGAGAGUUUCAGUGACAGUGAAGUUGAUGUUUCUGAAGAAUUAAAGAGGUUCAGUUUGCUAAUCUUGAGACCUUCAAUUCCCAACUAAGAAAUGUGACUUAUGAUUCAUCAAUUGUAAGAUUUGAUUUCUUUCAAAGAACUCUAAUGCGGUAAAGUUAUACAGUUUCUAAGUUAUUUCUUUGUUAAUUAUGGCUUCCUUUUCUUUAGGCCGGCAUUUUCAGAAGAUAUGCCUAGAUGUUCCUUCUUUACUUUUAUUUGCUCCUCCCUGUCAAGAUCUGUAUCUGAGUCAUAUGUAGACAUGCACAACUUUGUUCAUUAUCAUGUUGUUCAUAGUCAAGUCUCUUAAUUCUCUCAGAUAUUGUCUGAAACUGAAAAAGAAGAAAGGUUGUUUUUCAUUGAGAACAUAGAGAAUGUUGUUUUCAUUGGAGGGCGAUUAAAUAAUAAUUAUGCUCUUCUAUUUUCUUGACAUGCAGAUAUCAAAUAUUCCAUGCAUGACUGAGGAAUUUUAGCCUAUGCUGUUCCUAUUUUUGCAUCUCAGAUUCGUGGUCAUUGUGGAUCAACUCAAAAGCAGCCUGGUUACAUGGAACAUUGCCAUUGAUCCCUGGGGGAGGAUGUUGGCCUCAAUUUGGCGAUGAUAUUUCAUCACCAUCCUUCAUUACAAGUGUAAAACGUCUCACUUGAAUAAGGUUUUAUUCUUUUGGCUUUAGGUAUUGCAACAAGGAAGAAGAAAUGUGCGGUUAGGUUGAACAGAAUGGGGGCCUUCAGGCUCCUACCACAUUAACUGCUUUUUGACUUUGUUUCCCUUAGAUUACAUAAAAGCGCUUGAUGCCUUUGUGCAAGCAUCUACAUUGCGAUAUUUGGCCGUCCUCAAGUUCAAUGCUCUAUCCUCGUGUAGUCCCAAGCUUUGAUUUGGAGAAGAUGGAAGAUACCUCGUUGUAGUUGACUUCCAGGGAUUUGGUAAGAUUACAAGGAACCUGCUCAAAGGUUCAUAUAGCUAGCUUUUACAAGGAAUAGCCUUUUAUAUUAUUGAUCUCCUUUGAGCUGGUCAUUCUUUUUGGUCUUUUUCACUCUGCUGAGGCCCAGAGUGACAACAAUAAUAAGACGUGUUCAUUCUAGAGUAUGUAGCUAAGUUUGGGUUUUCGAUGUCUCAAUUUCUCCUGUAGUAAAGGCAUAUCAUUGUUUCUUUGGGAUGAUGAUUUAUUACUUUACAGGAUUGGAUAGGAAGCAGAUAUCUUUCUUGGUUUGAAAACCAGAGUCAUCACUGUCACUCAUUUUACCAGAACGACAUUGCAGGCUGUUGUUAUUCCUUGGUGGUAACGUCAUUAGCAUUUUGACUGCCACAUCAUCGGUGCUCACACAUGGCUUCAAAUAAUCACAACUCACACUUCGCUAUGGCUUCAAAUAAGAUAAACACAACUCACACAUGGCUUCAA